GAGAAAUAACAGCCCGUAUUAAUUUUACUUUCACAUGUAAAACUUUCUUCGCGCUGUUAUUAUUGCAGGCGAUGACUUCAUAGCAAUUGCAAAUUAGAUUGUCCGCAAUUUUUGGGCAAUAACAAUAAUUGCGGCUUAUUUAAACAAACUCAACACGCCGAAAGGUUAGGAUCGCUUGUGUUUUAGUCGAAAUUAUUAGUAUGGCGAAGUAUCCAAAAAUUUAUUCACGAUAUUCCAAAAUAAUUAUAAAACGCCGGAGGCCACUUUAAUUUAAAUCUUUUCAAACAGAUGACGCAAAUAAUCACCAGAUAUUUCGAAGAGUUAGGUUAUGUUGCUUUUUAUUUACAAUAUGUUGUUUAGAAAUUACCGGUUUAUAUUUAUAUGAGUGCAACGGCUUUUUAUCAAGCGUUAACGCAAACAACGAUAAUUACCCCUGAAAUUUCUUAAACUUAAAAUCAAGGUUAAUUAAUAAUUAUUAUUAUAAGUGUCCGCCCGAGCUUUAAUAAAGGAUGGGUAGAAAUUUAAGAACCACAUACCAUUUCGAUAUGGAUCCACCAAUGAUUGCUCGUGCAAGCAUUCACAGCGUUCCUUUUUAUUGUGGAAUUUGUGCAAUUCUGGCAUUAUGCUCGCUUUAUGGGUUCGUGUAUUUGAUAGAUGAUGCGCUACCCACCCCCUUAAUGGUCAACGAUGAGCGUUCAAACCCUGGUGCUUUCAUCGCCGAACGUGCGAUUUGGACCCUGAAAAACUUGACUGACAUGGGCCCGCGUAUCACUGGGAGCCACAUAAACGAAUAUUUAGCUGUAGAAUAUCUCAAGAGUCAAAUAAAUUUGAUUAUUGAACAAGCUAAUGAGUCCCAAAUGUUGAAGCUGGAUGUUCAGUUAGUUAGCGGCGCUUACUAUUUAGAUGCUCAUGCCUCUGGGGCAAUAAAUUCGUAUCAUGAUGUGCAGAAUGUCAUUGUAAAAUUGCAUGGGCGAGAUGUAACACAACACAGCAUUUUGGUCAACUCCCAUUUUGAUUCAGUGCCCACUAGCCCUGGCGGCAGCGAUGACGGCAUCAACGUAGCAGCGAUGCUAGAAAUUCUUAGGGUACUGUCAACCUCUUCCUCGAAGCCGUCGAACAACGUAAUCUUUCUGUUCAAUGGAGCCGAGGAGACGCCUCUUCAAGCCGCCCACGGCUUCAUUACCCAGCACAAAUGGGCAAAACAUUGCAAAGCGGUAAUCAACCUGGAAGCCGCCGGCGCCGGCGGCAAAAUUAUCUUGUUCCAGACGGGACCCGAGACACCGUGGCUCACAAAAUAUUACGCCAUGGUACCCUACCCAUACGGCCAGGUUGCCGGCGAGGAGAUUUUUCAAAGCGGCAUAAUACCGAGCGAUACGGAUUUUCGAAUUUUUAGGGACUUUGGCGGUCUUGUAGGUUUGGAUAUGGCGUUUUUCAAAAACGGUUACCGUUACCAUACCAAAUACGACGAUUUCUCCCAUAUACCUCACGGUUCGUAUCAACACGUGGGCGCCAAUGCUCUGUCUCUGGUCAAAAACUUGGCCGAUGCCCCAGAGUUGUCGCAAUCUGCGCCGGGAAAGGCCGUCUAUUUCGAUAUCUUCACCUGGUUUCUAGUUUCGUACACCAAUAGCGCUGGGGUAAUUAUCAACGUGGCGAUAGUAGUGCUGUCAGUGGGCGUGUUCGUCUACAGUAUACGUAGUAUUCACUUCGGCUUGACAAAAUCUACGUGUAAAUACAUAGGACUGGUGUUAGGCGCUACGAUUCUAAGCUGGCUGGUCGCAGGCACAUCCGUUUUGAUUAUAGCUCUAGUUCUAGACCUCGCUGCAAAAACCAUGAGUUGGUACGGGAACCCGUGGUUAAUAUUCGGCCUGUACGUGGUCCCGACGCUCGCCCUAUCCGGAUGUUUACUGUUCUUUACGAACCACGAGAACCUAUCUUUAAAUAUAAGGUGCCAAAUUCAGGCUCACGCGGUAAGACUGAUAUGGACCGUUAUUUUAUUUUCCAUGGUGUGUUUCAACGUGCGUUCGGCAUACGCCCUUAUGGUGCCUGUUUUGUUCAACUCGCUCGGCUUUGUCGUGAUCUACUGCUGCCGGUGGCAGUACACCGUUACAAAAUGGCGCUUGGCAUACUUGGUGAGCCUGCUAGUACCAACCAUGUUGCUCAUGUAUCAAGCGUCCACCACCCUUGCACUUUUUAUACCAAUCACUGGCAGAAUGGGCAGCAACAGGAACCCAGAAUUGAUAACGAUAUUGACGAACUCGCUGCGACACGCAAAAUAUUAUUUUAUCAUCUUGGCAGCGACUUUCGCCAUAUUUUUUAUUGUCGUCUUCACGCCUCUAGGAUUUCCUUACAGCGGAGAUAGCGAUUGGCCCAGACCGCAGAGACAUUGGAUACUUCAUACUUCGCGUCGCUUUCAUAAUGAAUCCGGCGACAUUGUCGAUAGCGAUGCCGGAUAUUUUUUCCUAAACUUGGAUAGAAAUUCUCCUGGCGUCCUCACAAAUUACGUUAAAGAACUAAGCGAAGCUCAGUCCGUUGCCAAGAGGUGCGACCAAUAUAUAAUGUGCGGUUUGCCUCUGGGCCACGCAAAAAUGAUGGAGAUCAUGCAGUACAGCACUUGGAUUCCUUCGGCACAACCUAAUUUAGCCGUUCCCAUGGAGUUUAGUUUCGAGAAAGAGAUCCUAACCUCAACGAAAAUACGUUAUAACCUCACAAUUUCCGGUCCAGAUCGGUUUACUUUGUACUUAGCGCCCAAAGAAAGUGUCACGGUGACAAAUUUGAGUCUCGUCGAUGAAGUAAAGCCUUCGGCGGCGACUUUCAAACACAGGCCGGUAUAUUUUGUUUUAUACCAACGUGGCAAGGGGGGCAAUAACUUUUCUUUCACCCUCGAUGUGGAGGUUCCGGGAAAUUGGAAUGGGACAGCUAUGGAUAUAGCGGUGACCUGUCGCUACGUGCACGAAGACACAAUGAAUAGAACCCCAGAGUUUAAAACUUUUCUUAGUCAAUUUCCUGAAUGGGCAGAUUUGACAGCAUGGGUCGCUGCAUAUUACACUUACAUUAUUUAAUGUGUAUUACGUUAUUUGGUACUGAUGUAAUUUUUUUUUUUAUUAAGGAACAAAGGACUGAAGAUUUGAACUCAUAUGAAUUCGCGGUGGUGACUGAUAUAUACCCUAGUGUUGAAUUUUACUAAAUUUUUUAAUGAAA
This is a messenger RNA of Cylas formicarius (sweet potato weevil), 3198 nucleotides long. Its product is annotated as endoplasmic reticulum metallopeptidase 1-like. Gene Ontology annotation, molecular function: metalloexopeptidase activity. The record is from RefSeq and is a predicted model, not a curated record. Lineage: Eukaryota; Metazoa; Arthropoda; Insecta; Coleoptera; Brentidae. Bases 510 to 3059 code for a protein of 849 amino acids. Gene Ontology annotation, biological process: proteolysis. The transcript has 11 exons.